Messenger RNA from Dama dama (fallow deer), 8388 nucleotides. RefSeq names its product zinc finger protein 585A (gene ZNF585A). The record is from RefSeq and is a predicted model, not a curated record. NCBI's taxonomy places the organism in Eukaryota, Metazoa, Chordata, Mammalia, Artiodactyla, Cervidae. The coding region runs from base 51 to 2687 and encodes 878 amino acids. The transcript is spliced from 4 exons. Gene Ontology annotation, biological process: regulation of transcription by RNA polymerase II. Gene Ontology annotation, molecular function: RNA polymerase II cis-regulatory region sequence-specific DNA binding; DNA-binding transcription factor activity.
UAUGUGCACCACACUUUAGUUUGCUGAGAGAAUAAAGGUUGAGACCCAGCAUGACCAUGCCAGCUAAUCGGACCUCUCCCCAGAAAUCUCUGGGCCUGGCUCCAGAGGAACGUGGCGGCUCAUGUGAGGGAUCAGUGUCCUUCAGUGACGUGGCUGUAGAUUUCAGCAGAGAGGAGUGGCAGCAAUUGGAUCUUGAUCAGAAAAACCUGUACCGGGAUGUGAUGCUGGAGACCUGUAGCCACUUGCUCUCAAUAGGAUAUCAAGUUCCUGAAACCGAGGUUUUCAUGUUGGAACAAGGAAAGGAGCCAUGGGCAUUGCAAAGUGAGGGCCCAUAUCAGAGCUGUCCAGAAGAAUUGUGGCAGAUUGGUGACCAGAUAGAAAGCUAUCAUCAGAGAGAAAACAGAUCUUUAAGAAAUGUGAUUUUCAUCAAGAAAGUAUUGACUAUACAAAGGGAUUAUGCAUAUAAGGGCAUAAGAAAAAUAAUUCAUGUGAGCCAAAACAUUCCUUCCCCAAAGAGACCUCAUCAUCAAUGUGACUUAUUUGGAAGUGCUUUAAGCUAUAAUUUAGAUUUAUGCAAUCAUAAUAGAAACAGUGGAUCAAAGAACAUUAAUAAGAUUACUGAAUAUAGUAAAAUUUCCUCCUAUACUAAACAAGAGUAUACUCCAAGAGGAGAGAAAUUACAGGACCAUAAUCAAUGUGGAAAAAUUCUCAGCUAUAAACAACCACCCUCUCAACAUCAGAAAAUUCAUACUGGGGUGAAAUCUUAUGAAUGUCCUGAAUUUGGAAAUACCUUCACUCAGAAGUCACAACUCAAGGUACAUCUGAAAGUUCAUACAGGAGAAAAACUCUAUGUAUGUAUUGACUGUGGGAAGGCUUUUGUACAGAAGCCAGAAUUGAUCACACAUCAAAGAACUCAUACUCGAGAGAAGCCCUAUAAGUGCAGUGAAUGUGGGAAAGCCUUUUUCCAAGUAUCUUCUCUUUUCAGGCAUCAGAGAAUUCAUACUGGAGAAAAACUCUAUGAAUGCAGUGAAUGUGGGAAAGGCUUCUCUUAUAACUCAGAUCUUAGUAUACAUCAGAAAAUUCAUACUGGAGAGAGACACCAUGAGUGCAGUGACUGUGGGAAAGCAUUCAUACAGAAGUCCACACUCAAGAUGCAUCAGAAAAUUCAUACAGGUGAGAGAUCCUAUAUAUGUAUUGAAUGUGGACAGGCUUUCAUCCAGAAGACCCACUUGAUUGCACACCGAAGAAUUCACACUGGAGAAAAACCAUAUAAAUGCAGUAACUGUGGGAAGUCCUUCAUUUCCAAGUCACAGCUGCAGGUACAUCAACGAACUCACACAAGAAUGAAACUGUCUAUGUGCAGCGAAUAUGGAAAGGUUUUCAACAGUAAUUCCAACCUCAAUACACAUAAGAAGGUUCAAAUUAGAGAGAAAUCAUCCAUAUGUACUGAAUGUGGUAAGGCGUUUACCUACAGGUCAGAGUUGAUUAUACAUCAGAGAAUUCACACCGGAGAAAAACCUUAUGAAUGUAGUGAUUGUGGAAAAGCCUUCACUCAGAAGUCUGCACUCACAGUGCAUCAGAGAAUUCAUACAGGAGAAAAAUCAUAUAUAUGCAUGAAAUGUGGUCUAGCCUUCAUCCAGAAGGCACACUUGAUAGCACAUCAAAUAAUUCAUACAGGAGAGAAACCUUAUAAAUGUGGUCACUGUGGGAAAUCCUUUACUUCCAAGUCACAACUCCACGUGCAUAAACGAAUUCACACAGGAGAGAAACCCUAUACAUGCACUAAAUGUGGGAAGGCAUUCACUAACAGAUCAAAUCUCAUUACGCAUCAGAAAACUCAUACAGGAGAGAAAUCCUAUAUAUGUCCUAAAUGUGGCAAGGCCUUCACUCAAAGAUCAGACUUGAUUACACAUCAGAGAAUUCAUACUGGGGAGAAACCUUAUGAAUGCAGUACAUGUGGAAAAGCCUUCACGCAGAAGUCACACCUCAAUAUACACCAGAAAAUUCACACUGGAGAGAGGCAGUAUGAAUGCCAUGAAUGUGGGAAAGCCUUCAACCAGAAGUCAAUACUCAUUGUGCAUCAGAAAAUUCAUACAGGAGAGAAACCCUACGUGUGUACUGAGUGUGGGAGAGCUUUCAUCCGGAAGUCAAACUUUAUUACUCAUCAGAGAAUUCAUACUGGGGAGAAACCUUAUGAAUGCAGUGAUUGUGGGAAAUCCUUCACCUCCAAAUCUCAGCUCCUGGUGCAUCAACCAAUUCACACAGGAGAAAAACCAUAUGUGUGUGCUGUAUGUGGGAAAGCCUUUAGUGGCAGGUCAAAUCUCAGUAAACACCAGAAAACUCAUACUGGAGAGAAGCCCUACAUCUGUUCUGAAUGUGGAAAGACCUUCAGACAAAAGUCAGAACUGAUUAUACACCAUAGGAUUCAUACUGGAGAGAAACCUUAUGAAUGUGGUGAUUGUGGUAAAUCAUUUACUAAGAAAUCACAGCUCCAAGUGCAUCAGCGAAUUCAUACAGGAGAGAAGCCUUAUGUGUGCACAGAGUGUGGAAAGGCCUUCACUGACAGGUCAAAUUUGAAUAAACACCAGACAACACACACUGGAGAUAAACCCUAUAAGUGUGUCGUCUGUGGGAAAGGCUUCGUUCAGAAGUCAGUGCUCAGUGUGCAUCAGAGUAUUCACACUUGAGAUAAACAGUCUGAGAGAAACCUCAGUGAGAUCAGAUCUGAUUUUAUAUUAUGAAAUUUGUGCAGCAGAAAAUAUGCGUAUUUUCUUAAGUAGAUAUGCUCCAUCAGAAUGUCACAUAUUAGUAUACAGAAGAGGACUUCUGAAAGGACCCUGAAAGAGAGGGCCCCUUUACACAUUGUCACCAGCCUCAGUAAACCCUGAGGCAUUUAUACUGAGAAGGAACUUUGUCAACUUGGUACAUCAGUAGAAUUUUUCUCAUGAAAACUGUAAUGGAACACUGUUACCAAAUUCUGCACUGGAAACAUUAUGUGAAGUCAUGUUAAUGAUAACCCUGUUUACUGUGGAAUAGGUAACAUGCCAGUAAGUUGAAUGGUAGAACAACAUAAUAUAUAUGAUAAUAAUAAGCCCUGAGUUCUGUGAGGUGUUUGUUGCAGAACACAUUGUCUAACAAUUUUGGGUGACAUUCUUCUGCUGAAUCUAACAUGGUCUUGUCUAUCCAAUUCCCUAUUGCAUAUUUUUAUCAAGAAAGGCUUGCCACAAUGAAAAAUUAUUUUUGUAUACAGUUGACUGCCCUGUUAUCCUCUAGCACCCCUCGUUAGCUAUCAGUAGAUGUCUUCAACUCCCAUACAGCACAUUGUCUUCUGACUGCUGUAACUGCAUUAUGACUGCCCAUUCAUGCUAAACACCGUGUCUGGUGACUACCCUUAUCUCCCAGACUUACUGACCCUUAAUUACCCUGCAGCAUAAUGUCCUGUGAAUUACCAUUACCUUCAAGAAAGCUUCUGACAUAAGAAUGCUUAGGUCAUCUCACUCAACUCUUCACCUCAGUCUCCCGUUUGCUGUCAUAGUUCUUCCAGCUCAUUUGCCUUCCUUAAUGACUUGCCCUUUAUAAUGACAAUCACGAACCACUAACUCAUAAAAACAAACCUCAACAUUACCUUCACUGUCUUCUUUCUAUCCAUCUUCAUUCCAUACACUCCACAAGGACCUUUUCCCCCAUGUCCCUCAAACACAUCAAAUUAGGUCCUGCCUCAGGGCCUUUGCAUUUACAGUGCCCUCUUCAAAGAGCACAGUUCCUCAUUAUAUCUGUGUGCUUUACUCCUUCAUGUCUUUCGUCCAGCAGCAUCUCUUUGCGGAGGCCUUCCCUUCCCUUCCCUGCCUAUCUGACAAAAUUCCAUCCCUUUCCUCUUCCUCCUUUAUCAUUCUCCAUAACACUUAACAUAACACAUAACACUCCAUAACACAUAACACUCCACAGUACCCUGUAUUUUUCACUUGUUUGUCUAUGGUUCCCAUUCUAGAAUGUUUUUUUCCCAUUUUGUUCACCAUAGUGAACUUAGACCCAUGCCUAACAUACAGCAGUCCUUCCAUGAAUGCACAUAAUGGAGUGUUGACCCUGCUCUCCUCACAAUUUCCCUUUGAUGCUUUCUAUGUGUGUGCUGUGCUCAGUCACUCAGUCAUGUCCAAGUCUUUGUGACCCCAUGGAUUGUAGCCUACCAGGUUCCUCUGUCCAUGAGACUUUUUUCCAGCAAGAAUACUGGAAGGGGUUGCCAUUUCCUUCUCCAGGGCAUCUUCCCAACCCAGAGAUCGAACUCCCAUCUCCUGUGUCUCCUGCAUUAGCAGGCAGAUUCUUUACCACUGAGCUACCUGGGAAGCCUGGUGCUUUCUAUAUUGCAGCAUAAGAUGCUCUGAUAGGGAGAACCAACUUACCUAAUACACAGCAGGUUUUUUCAACCUCAGUCCUUCCUUCCUGUCCCAAAAGUUGUCACAUCAUUGUAAACCUUUUGGUCUGAUGCCAACCCAUAUAAGCAAAAGAGAACUAAGGCACAGGAAAUCAGUCCCACAUAGAUACUUGAUGUUUCAAGAUUCCCUUCAGUGAUUCCAAAAUACCUCAGUCAGCUCCAAAGUGAUCACAAAAGAGCAUGCUCAUUCUGUCCAAGCAUUCACAACCCUGCCCUACCCCAGUUGCAAUGUGAUAGGGCCUUGCCUACCUCAUAAGCUGAUGUACAGACCUGCUUAUCAUGCCCUGACAGGUCUGCCCAAAGCUGCUAAUAUGGAGAGACCAAAAGCAGAGAGAGGGGUUGCCUUUCCUUGGAAGUCAGGUGGGCAGCCUAAGACUGGGGCAGCAGUGGCCUCACAAAUGCAUGUAGGGGAUCUGAUUGAAUGAUCAGCUGUUGGGUGGCCAAACUGGAACCAGCAGAAUGGUUCCUCCAGGUCAGUCCAUUGACUGAGAGUGGGCAAUAGCCGGUACAGAAUUGUUCUCACCUUUGUGAAUAGCAGCAUGGGGACUGAGAAUGGGGACAGAACCUGAUUGAGGGAGCAGGACUAAGGGUUCUCAUUAUAAUCUCCAAUAAUCAAAUUGGGCAGUGAUUAGUGGCAUAUCCCAUUACCUUAAUGAUGAUGUCUAAUCCAUCAUUAGAUCUUCUUUAUCUCACUGCUUCACAGUAACUGAACCCACUAUCUUAGAACAGUAUCCAGUGACCCACUACCCCCUUUUACUGCAUCCAGUAUUGCUUCUGGGGCUUCACUAAAUGUUUUGUGACCCAGCAUUAUCCCCCAACUGGGGACAGCGUUUGCUAACUCCUCAGGAGAGUGUCUGGAGAUCUUGCCAUUAUCCCCUUCUUAAUCCACAAUGUCUGGACACCAUUAUCCUCCUUUUACCUUAUUCCAUCACUGUGUCACCUCUUAACUAAUUCCAGGAAAUAAUGUCUGUAGAGCUUCUUCAUUACAUCUUCCAGUUAGCCUCCAGCAUAAUGUAUAUUACUUUGCCCCAUUUGUGAAACAGUCUGGUAACCUCCAUACUCCUGAUUUAUUCCCAUUUUCACCUAAAUCAUGACUGAUGACCUCUUACAACAAUUCUCAGAGUAGGAAACCAUAGUAUACCCUACCAAAUCCAACUUUUAAUAUUAUCUCCUGAUUCUUUCAUGAUACCUCUAUCCGGAUGGCUUUUGUUUCCCUCCAUUAAUUGUCCCCCAUAGUGAUGGUGACAGUCUUCCAUUAUCUCACACAGCAGUGUUUGUAACCAUCCCCAACACAGUAUGUGGUGAUGCCCCCAAUACUCUCUGAACAUUGGUGUGUUCUGUUCAUCUGCUUCCCUAUCCCCAGGUAAGGGCAAUGACUGAUAAGACAUCAUAGACUUCACAUUAUCCACCUCUGUAGGACCCCCAUUAACAACCCGUACAAAGUCUUUUGAUGACCAUUACCCACUAAUACAGUAUCUGUGACUCUUCCAUUAAAUCCUGGCAAUACCUAUUUCCCUAUUUGCCCCCAGCAACAUAGUGUCCACUGGUUCCCUGUUGCUCACAUUGCUUCAUCAGGCCACUUAGGGUGGCUCCUGCAAGUCCCCCAGCAUUGCUUGUCCAAGUCCCUACUGUUUGCAUGGACAGGAACCCUGUGGGGAUGGAGAAGGGAUGAGGAGAGGGUACUAGCCUCAUACACACUGUCCAGGGAGGAGUUGGCCUGCAGUAGACUGGGGAGGAUCUGGGGGCCCCAGGAGAUCACAUACUGAGAUACCGACUUACUGCAUGAGGAGUGAUGCAAGCAAAAUAGCUAAAGCUGUCAACAUUGAUUAAAAUCCUGGUGCCAGCCCUGAUGCCCAGUAACCUCCCCUGAGCCUUGAUUGCUUCACCUGUAAAAUAGAUUUAUGGAAGAUGAAGGGAUUUAAUAUGGUUCACAUGAGGGGAGCAGAGCUAGUAGAGACCAAUGAGAGUGUCCCUGUUGUUAAUAAUAUUACCAGUUAUAAAUGGACACAAGACCAACCUCUGAAUGGCUGAACCCAAACCUCACAGAGGGAAAUGUAUGUUAUUUUAUAAAUUACUUUCAACUAUUUCUCUUUUAUAUUUACUGUAACACAGUAUCAUAGUUCUGCUGUGCUGUGCUUAGUUGCUCAGUCCUGUCUGGCUCUUUGUGACCCCAUGGACUAUAACCCAGCAGGCUCCUCUGUCCAUGGGGAUUCUCCAGGCAAGAAUACUGGACUGGGUUGCCAUGCCCUCCUCCAGGGGAUCUUCCUAACCCAGGGAUUGAACCCAGGUCUCCCACAUUGCAGGCAGAUUCUUUUUUUUUUUUUUGCAGGCAGAUUCUUUACUGUCUGAGCCACCAGGGAAGCCCAAGAAUACUAGAGAGAGCCUAUCCCUUCUCCAGAGGAUUUUCCCGGCCCAGGAAUCGAACUGGAGUCUCCUACAAUGCAGGUGGAUUCUUUACCAGCUGAGCUACUAGGGAAGCCCAAUGUUAUAGUACUGAGGUAUUUUUUAAAGUUAGAUUUACUGAGGUAUCAUUUACACAUAGUAAUAGUCAUCCUUAAAAGUGUACAGUUCUGAGAGUUUUGACAAAUGCAGCAUACAAUCAAGGAGUCAACACUACAAUCAAGAAAACUGUUUCUUCACUACCCUAAAUACCUCCUUAUCCCUUUAAAAAAUUAUGAGUAUUUCCUUCUUAAAUGUUCUUUAAGUGGAGUAUAAUUGCUUUACAAUGUUGUGUUAGUUUCUGCUGUACAACAACCUCAUCAACUGUUAUGUAUACAUAUAGCCCCUCCCUCUCAUCACCUCAUCUCACCCCUCUAGAUCAUGACAGAGCACCAGGCUGAACUCCCUGUGCAAUACAGCAGGUUCCCACUAGCUAUUUUACACAUGGUAGAAAGGUCCUAUCCCUUUUUGAUCAAUCUAUCUACUCCCAACCCCUCGAUAUUGCUUAUCUGUUUCCUGUUUCUAUAGUUUUGCCUUUUUCACAUGUCACGAAUGUGUGUGUAUCCAUAUAAAUAUGUAAGUAUGUAUCUCCUUUUGAGUUUGACUUCUUUCAUUUAAUGUAUCUGGGGUUCAUCCAUAUGGUUGUAUGAGAUACAAAUGAAAGUAUGAUGAUGAAAAGACACUGGACAUAAUUAGUCAUCAGGAAAAUGCAAAUAAAAACCAUAAUGACAUACCAUUACGUGCUUAUUAGAAUGGCAGUGAAUAAAUAACAUAGUACCAAAAGUUGGCAAGAAUGUAGAGCAAUAGACACUUUCAUGUAUUGCUGUAGGAAUGAUACAGAGUAGUAUAUCCACUAUGGACAAAAGUUUCACAAGUCUUAUACAGGUAACUAUAUACUUAUCCUAUGACCCAGCAAUCCCACAUCUAGGUUUUUACCAUAGAGAAAUGAGAAAUUAUGUAUGUACUUGAAUGUCCAUAGGAACUGCAUUCAUAAUCACCAAAAGAUUGGAAACAACCUAAAUGUCCAUCAAUGGGUGAAUAAGUAAAUACAGUAUAGUACAUCUAUACAGUGGAAUACUACUCAGCCAUAAAAAAGCUGAGUUAAGACACAAGCUCCAACAUGAAUGAAUCUCAGAAGCAUUAUGUUUUACUGUAUGAUAAAUUAUGUUUGAUAAAAGAUUAUUUAUUAGAAAUUAGAUGAUAAAUAUAUAUAAUUAUAUUUGUACAUUAGUUAUAAUUUUAUAUUGCAUAUAAUAUACUAUAACAUUGUAUAUAAUAUAGUACACUGCAAUAUCUAUUAUUGUAUAUUCCUAUUACAAUUAAAAUUUUUAUUUUAUAUGAUAUAUAAUAUGUACUAUAUGAUUAUAUAUUAGAAUAUGUAAGUUUUUCUAUUUUGCAUAUCAGUCUUUCACAUAGAAUUUUGGUUAUUUGUAUUUUUACAAGUUUACAUUUAAUGUUUAUAGUGUAAAGUUAUAACUAUAAUAAAAGGGGGCAUGGGGUUGGAAAACCCUGAAAUUGUA